Erythranthe guttata (spotted monkey flower) is the source of this 2018-nucleotide messenger RNA. RefSeq lists its product as uncharacterized. The record is from RefSeq and is a predicted model, not a curated record. Gene Ontology annotation, biological process: regulation of mRNA processing; peptidyl-serine phosphorylation; spliceosomal complex assembly. Gene Ontology annotation, molecular function: protein serine/threonine kinase activity; ATP binding. NCBI's taxonomy places the organism in Eukaryota, Viridiplantae, Streptophyta, Magnoliopsida, Lamiales, Phrymaceae.
AAAAUGAAUGUCAAUAAUCAAAUAGUACAUUUUAAAAAGGAAAUGGAAUUCCUUUCUUCUCCAACUCAAAUUAAGAAAGUAAACCCUAACUUCUCUCUCUACCAGAGUCUCCGACGGUUACAGACACAAGUCUGAAAGGCUGCGAGCUGAUUCUGUUACAACUAUUUGAUUUCUACAGCUUUUAAUUCGUCAAUGGAGGUGGCGGCGGCGGCGGCGGAGAACGAUAGAAAUGGUGGCGAUUGGAGCGAUUCGGAAGACUAUAGCUCGGAGGAUGAGGGCACGGAGGAGUAUCGGCGCGGAGGAUAUCACGCCGUGCGCAUCGCCGAUACAUUUAAGCACGGUAGAUAUGUUGUUCAGAGGAAGCUCGGCUGGGGCCAUUUCUCCACUGUCUGGCUAGCUUGGGACACUCGGAAUUCUAUAUAUGUAGCUCUGAAAGUUCAAAAGAGUGCACAACACUACACUGAAACAGCAAUGGAUGAAAUCACUAUUCUAAAGCAGAUUGCUGAAGGUGAUCCAGAGGACAAAAACUACGUUGUGAAGCUUUUGGAUCACUUUAAGCAUUCUGGACCAAACGGGCAACAUGUCUGUAUGGUUUUCGAAUACUUGGGGGACAAUCUUUUAACCUUAAUUAAGUAUUCAGGCUACAAAGGUAUUCCUCUUCACAUGGUUAAAGAAAUUUGCUUCCACGUUUUAAUGGGAUUGGAUUAUCUGCAUCGUCAACUAUCAAUAAUACACACAGAUCUGAAGCCAGAGAAUAUUUUGCUUAUGUCGAUGAUUGAUCCAUCUAAAGAUCCAAGAAAGUCAGGGGAGCCUAUCAUUCUACCAUCCAAUAAAGGCAAGAUUGCCUCAGAGACUGAGGCUUCUAUAGAUGUUAAGGGAUUAUGUAGUGACCUAACUAAGAACCAGAAAAAUAAAUUCCGAAUAAAAGCUAGGCAAGCAGAUCGUAAGUAUGUUGGAAAUGAAUCUUAUGAGGAAGUUAAGCUAGAUAAUGAGCGCAAAUCCAUUGGAGAGUCCAUUGAAGAGAAAACUUCGGUUACUGAAGCAGCUAACAACUAUGGAGCAAAUGAUGUGUGUGUUGUGACUAAAACCAAUAGGAGAGAUAGCCGCUCUGCGAGGCGAAAACUAUUGGCUGAGGUCGACCUGAAGUGCAAAUUAGUGGAUUUUGGAAAUGCCUGUUGGACUUAUAAGCAGUUCACGAGCGAUAUUCAGACAAGGCAGUAUAGAUGUCCGGAGGUUAUUUUGGGAUCGAAGUACUCAACGUCAGCUGACAUGUGGUCGCUUGCUUGUAUUUGCUUUGAGCUGGCCACUGGCGAUGUUCUUUUUGAUCCGCAUAGUGGUGAAAAUUAUGAGCGUGACGAGGAUCAUUUGGCCCUGAUGAUGGAGCUUUUUGGAAGGAUGCCACGCGAGGUUGCCUUAGGCGGGCGUUAUUCACGAGAGUUCUUUAACAGAUUUGGAGAUCUGAAACAUAUCAAAAGAUUAAAAUUGUGGCCUCUCCAUAAGGUGCUUGUUGAAAAAUACGAGUUCCGUGAACAAGAUGCGCGUGAGAUGGCAGAUUUCCUUGUUCAACUACUAGAUUUUGUGCCGGAGAAAAGACUGACAGCAGCGCAAUGCCUUAAUCAUGCAUGGAUCAGUGGCGGCCCACGCCAACCUUCCCAUUCCUCUAUUUCUCAACUCAAGGAAGUGGAGAAUGGUAGUUGUGAAAAGAAGAGAGAGAAGGAUGAGAGAGAGGCAGUGGAGGUCAGAGUGGCAAACCUGACUAUUGAUGAAUCAACAUAACCGACGAAGAUUCACAUUCUUUAUCAACCCCACUGGAUCAAUCAAUGACGAGAAAGGUGGAUGGGGGUUUAAAUAUUUGUAUAGGUCUAACACACGACAAAUAUUUGACAUACCGGCCUGCAUCAAGACCAAAUAUUGUCCUUGAAGUGCAAAAGGUUGCUUUCAUGUAUCUCUUUUUUUUUUCUCGGGAAAAUGUAUCUGAAUUUCCCUCUUAACUGUUGUUGUCACAUGAUUUGUUGUAC